CACUGAACAAGAGGGGAUAUUGAGCAAAUGUUUCAUGUUGCAGUACUUAACACAACACCCCAGUCGUGUAUGAAAUGUAAAGAUUUCAAGCCCUACCCCUUGUGGCUACGAACUGUGAAGUCAACUUCGGAAGGGAGAGCCCUCGAAAUCUAGUGGUAGGGCUAAGGGAGGAGAAAUGGGAUUGGGCCAUAGUGGAGGGAGCAGCUACCAGAAUCGCUGCUCUGUCUCUUUAAAAACAGCGGCCACUGUCCGGCCCACCGGCCAUCAGUGAGCGCCGAGGCGGAGCGGGGCGACACUACCCUAUGGACACUACGGGGUCCGAAAGCGGCGCUGGGACAACACACGGCGCUAAAAGACGUAACCGCAAGGACCAGCAGGAGGCGCCUCUCCUUUCACUCACCACUGUGUGGACAGACUGACUCAUGGAAGACAAGCGGAAGAAGAGGAGCCCCAAAGUGUCGCUGCCACAGCCGCCCCCACCCCCCGUCAACCCCCGCAAGCUCUCUGUGCUCCCGGCCAGUAAGAGCACGAGCUUCUCCCUCGGCCUGCCCCAGCCACCCUCCCCCAAGCCCCGGGGCAAGGUCAAGAGAUCGGUGGCAGCUUCUGGACAGUCUAAAGAAGGGCUCAGUGCGACUGUCCCCCCCCCAAAGACCACCAGGCAACACAAGGAGAGGCCCAGGGUGCCAUUCCCUGCUGGCCCCAGCAGGGCGGCGCAGUCGUCCCCCCUGCAGCACUCGUUCCUCACAGAUGUGUCUGAUGUGCGCGAGAUGGAGGGGGGGCUGCUCAACCUCCUCAACGACUUCCACUCCGGGAAGCUGCAGGCCUUUGGUAAAGUGUGCUCCUUUGAGCAGCUAGAGCAUGUGCGGGAGAUGCAGGAGAAGCUAGCCAGACUGCACUUCAGCCUCGACAGUCACGUGGAGGAGCUGUCUGAAGACCAGAGGAAGUCUGUCUCCGAUCACAACUUAGAACACCUGCUGUCCAAUCUGGAAGAGCUCAGCAACUCCAUAAGUUACACUUGGCUGAGAACCAGGACCUGCCCAAGACCUCCAACCCAUGAGGAAGCAUACAGCUGAUGGGAAGGCGCAGUCCCACAAGGAAGACUGUUGGCUAUAGACAGUCAUGUGACUGUCCAAGUGAUGAAGUGACUGCAGCUGUGAUUGGCUGCUUUGGGAAUGCAGCCAGACACAGGACCAAGCACACAUCCUCAUGCGAUGAGCUCCUUUUCUCUCCAAGUAUAGAAUUCUGUGUUGUGUAAGUACACAGCUCUGACCUUUACUGUAACAUGGUUAAAUGUGGAAGUACUUGUAGAAAACUGGGAAAGUCUUCAGCCAGGCGGACUGUACAGCCCAGUGCAGAGAGGAACCCAGGCAUCCAUUAGCAUUGCAGGUGGGGGCCCUGUCCACUAGCAUUGCAGGUGGGGGCGCUGUCCACUAGCAUUGCAGGUGGGGGCCCUGUCCAUUAGCAUUGCGGGUGCGGGCCCUGUCCAUUAGCAUUGCAGCAGCACAGCAGGAUGGGUGUCAGUGGGCUCCACACAACAGGGCCUGUCAGGAGUCCAGCAUCUGCUAUACUCCAAAAGCAACGCAGUGGCCGGUGCUCUGAGGCUUCGUUGGCUGGGGGGUGUUGUCAUUUCUUUUUCUGCCUCACCUUCUUUUCCCAUCUUCCGUCCCUUACUUUGUAUCUGCUCCAUCCUUCUCUCUUUCCUUCCAUCCCACCAUUUCUUUGUGGGGCUGCACAUACCUUAAGUGGGAUCAGCUUUCAGUGCGUGAGCACACAUAUUGCCAUGAUGCUGCUAAUGUGCCCUAGAUCUUUUCUGAGAAACUCUCAUGAGAUCACUUGAGCGUCUUGAAACGGAAGAGGCUUCUCACACCGGGUCUGCCAGGGCUGCAUUAACCACCGAAGCCCCCUUGGUUUUUAUUGACAGGAAAUAGAAAAGCCGCUUCUGAUCAGGUUCAUCAUCCAGUAGCACAGUAACACAUGUUGCAUCCAUCAAAUGCUGUUAUUAUGCGUUUAGCUGCAUCUCAGAGUUCUGCCGCGCAGUGCAGCUCAGCAUCUCUGCUGACGGGAUUCCGGUUACAUUCCUUCCUGGAGGUGAAGUGCCGUUCCUGGGACUUGGGCCUGCUAUCUCGUUACCCUGAUUUCUCAGCAGUGCUAAUGCUGGAAACGAAGCAUAUUAUUAACAAGCUAUUUCAAGGAACAAACGACAAACCUCCAGCAACAGCGAGAAAACUAAGUCUUCAGUAAUUCCCUUCUGUUCUGACACCUUUUCACAGCAGUGUUCCUACUUUGAGAUAGU
Molecule: messenger RNA, 2293 nt
Organism: Paramormyrops kingsleyae
Lineage: Eukaryota; Metazoa; Chordata; Actinopteri; Osteoglossiformes; Mormyridae
Gene: ccdc28b
Product: coiled-coil domain containing 28B
Source: RefSeq, a predicted model, not a curated record